This is a messenger RNA of Sporisorium graminicola, 996 nucleotides long. RefSeq lists its product as uncharacterized. The transcript has a single exon. Lineage: Eukaryota; Fungi; Basidiomycota; Ustilaginomycetes; Ustilaginales; Ustilaginaceae. Bases 1 to 996 code for a protein of 331 amino acids. The record is from RefSeq and is a predicted model, not a curated record. Gene Ontology annotation, biological process: protein histidyl modification to diphthamide. Gene Ontology annotation, molecular function: diphthine synthase activity.
AUGGUUCUCUUCGUCAUCGGCCUCGGCCUUGCCGAUGAGCACGAUAUCACGCUCAAGGGCUUCGAGGCCGUCAAGUCGUCCGAGCGGGUCUAUCUGGAAAGCUACACCAGCAUCCUCAUGGUACCAGGCUUCAAAGAGCGACUCGAGAAGCUCUACCAGAAACCUGUCAUUCUGGCACACCGCGAGACCGUCGAAUUGGAAGCCGAAUCCAUCCUCGAGAAUGCUGCCACCGCCAACGUAGCCUUCCUCGUCGUCGGCGAUCCCCUAUCAGCAACAACACACACCGACCUCAUCUUGCGAGCGAAGCAAAGCUCACCUCCCAUCCCGGUCAAGAUCAUUCACAAUGCCAGCAUCAUGACCGCCAUUGGCUCGAGCGGCUUGGCAGGCUACAAUUUUGGCCAGACUGUGAGCGUACCCUUCUGGACCGAGGAUUGGAAGCCAGAUAGCUGGCUUGAGCGCAUCGGCGAGAAUCUCAACAUUGGCCUCCACACCCUCGCACUCUCCGACAUCAAGGUACGCGAACAGAGCGCAGAAGACAUGAGCAGAGGUAUCCUCCGCUAUCAGGACCCUCGCUACAUGCUCAUCCCUCAGCUCAUUUCCCAAGUCAUCUCGGCAGCACAAUCUCACAAGGUCAACUACCUCCACCCAGAUCGUACACUCGCCAUCGCCCUCUGCAGAAUGGGGUCAGACGAAGAGCGGAUCGUUUCCGGUACGUUGCAGGAGCUCUUGGACAUGGCGAAUCCAUCUCCAGAGCAAGCUCAGGCCGCAGAAGCAGAAGACGAUGCAGACGAGCUUGCUAGCGAAGCUGAGCUUGACAAGCGACGCGCCGCAAGGGCAGAAGCUCGCGCCAAAGAGGCUUUUGGCGAGCCGCUACACAGUCUCGUCAUUAUCGGCAAGCGUUUGCAUCCUUUGGAGCGCGAUUAUGCUGCUAGCUAUGCUACCCCCGCGAGCAAGUUUCUCCAAGUCGCGCGAGACGUCUAUGGUUGCAAGGAGUGA